CCCCCCACCUAGCUCUCCUUACAAAUUCGCUGUCUUCUCUUCCGUCUAAUUUCAGGUCUCUCUCUUUGUUAUAUUUUUUUUAUAUUUUCACAUGAGCAUGAAUGAUAUACAUAAAUAAUUCAUUUUUCUUCGACGCACAUGUAUUUCUGUGUACAUAUAUAAAUAUAUUGUGGUUAAUUGUGGUGGAAGAGAGGGGUUUGUGAUGGCGCCAAGUAUGAAGAACCUACAACUGACGGCGUCAGCCGUCAAGGGAUCGCCGGAAUAUGCUGGCGAGGAGGAGAGGCUGCUGGGUGGCGAUGACGUGGAGAAUUAUGUGGAAGUACCGGAGAAAUUUAGAAGAAUUCAGGUGAGCGUGACGGGGAUGACGUGUGCAGCCUGCUCUAAUUCCGUGGAAUCAGCUCUUAUGAGCAUACCCGGCGUCGUCAAAGCCUCCGUUGCCUUGCUCCAGAAUAAGGCUGAUGUCUCCUUUGAUCCUAUCUUAGUCAAGGAUUCUUUCUUGAUUCUGGAUUUACUGAAGCUGAGUUUGUUGUUCAAUUUUUUGGUGGUAUCGUGAGACAAUUUUGAGUCAGAAGAGCAGAAAUGCGUUUGGUCUUAUAAAUGAAUUCUGAAGUUAUGGGUAGAUCAAAACGGUGAUGAAUCUUCAUUAAUGAAACCUGAAUGGAUUUGGCAGUGUCAUUAAUAAUAACGAGGUUGGCUUUUUGAAAUCCAGGAUUGCAAAUUGGCAUUUAUGACUGCUCAACUGAGAUUCCCAACAUUGACAUGAGCUAAAUCAAUCGAAUGCUUUGUUGUUUGAGCUAAAUAUACUAUUUGGGAACUCAUUUUACUCUAUAUCUUCACAUUUGGUGCAGGUAAAAGAAAAGAAAAAAUCAUUGAGGAAACUGUAGAAAUAUAACAUCUUUUCCGUAAACUUAUAUACACUUGUUUGUUUUAAUAUUUCCUUGUUUCAUACAUUGGUCACAAGCUUGAAGAGAAUAAGUGAACGUGGUAAAAGGGGGUGCUAUGACAAACUUCUGGAGUCCUGCCUCAAAAGCAUCAAUUGUUUAAUUCUCAUUUUCUGUCAUUUGGUAAAAGACCUGUUUCUGUGCAGGUUAGUGCUGGAUAUAGGGGUUAAUGGUUUAAACAUGUUGAUGGCUUGCGACAG
Messenger RNA from Olea europaea var. sylvestris, 1141 nucleotides. RefSeq names its product copper-transporting ATPase RAN1-like. The record is from RefSeq and is a predicted model, not a curated record. Bases 203 to 553 code for a protein of 116 amino acids. Lineage: Eukaryota; Viridiplantae; Streptophyta; Magnoliopsida; Lamiales; Oleaceae. Gene Ontology annotation, molecular function: metal ion binding. The transcript has 2 exons.